Molecule: messenger RNA, 903 nt
Organism: Sclerotinia sclerotiorum 1980 UF-70
Lineage: Eukaryota; Fungi; Ascomycota; Leotiomycetes; Helotiales; Sclerotiniaceae
Exons: 4
Coding region: 1-903 (300 amino acids)
Source: RefSeq, a predicted model, not a curated record
AUGUCGGCAUGGGAUGUCAGCAAGUAUGAAGAAGCAUUAGUGGCAGCUGAAAGUACAUUAUUCAAGCUCUUCCCUGAUCUUUUGUACGCAGUCCGCGCUCAAACUGGCGUAUCAUCGGCCGUAUGGGUUGUACCAGACGGUAACACAGCGGACCUUUCUAAAACAUAUACGGAGGGUAUAACUCUUCAGGUUACUUGGAACUCAGUCCCGGAGGGAUACAAAUUUAAUACACUAUCCAAUCUGUGGGUUACAACAUGGGAUUACGAGAACACACAAUUCAGUCAACUGCUCACAGAGAAUGUGAACACAAACAACAGUGGUACAUAUGACUGGACAAUUACAAUCCCGGCGAAAAUUCUUAAUAAGGACGCAAAAUAUGUCCUCCGAUUUAAGGAUCUCAGCUCUGUGUAUAACGCGAGCUCGCAAGAGGUCUCCAGCACUGGAUUCUUGGUUAUUAAUGGAGGUUCUUCAUCGUCUUCGACAAUCUCUUCUAGUCAAACUUCUAGUCAAACCUCUAUUCAAACAUUUUCAUCUGCUUCAAGCACAAGUUCCACUAGCACUGUAGCAAUAUCACCAGCCACAUCGAGUGGGGGAAUCGUUACGCCAUUGGCGACUUCCUCAUCCACACCCAUCUCUGGGGACAAUGACAACGGCUUAAGUGGAGGUGCAAAAGCCGGUAUCGCUGUUGGUAUCGUGGUUGCAGCUUUGUUAAUUGCCGGAUUAGCGUUUUACAUUUUCAGGCGGAGACGCAAUGGCAAAAGUACUUCUACCAGACCCCAAACCGACUUUCCUGCAGAACCUGCGGUCUAUUAUGAUCCGCCAAAGCAAUACUUCACCGGAAACACAACUAACGUAGUAGCUGAGAUUGGUGGCCGUGAAAGAGUUGAGUUGCAAGGUAGCUAG